Molecule: messenger RNA, 993 nt
Organism: Galdieria sulphuraria
Lineage: Eukaryota; Rhodophyta; Bangiophyceae; Galdieriales; Galdieriaceae
Product: DNA-directed RNA polymerase III subunit C5
Exons: 3
Coding region: 67-969 (300 amino acids)
Biological process (GO): DNA-templated transcription
Cellular component (GO): RNA polymerase I complex; RNA polymerase III complex
Molecular function (GO): protein dimerization activity; DNA binding
Source: RefSeq, a predicted model, not a curated record
AUAGCUUUGAUACUUGAUCAUUUCACUUUUGGAUAUCGGGGUCAGAAGAACUGUGUUGUACAUAGUAUGUCAAGCAGUCUUCACAGAUAUGUCCAUAUAGGUAGUCGGACACCAACAAAUACUGAAGGAAUGUAUGCAAGUUCUGUUUAUCGUGCUAUUGGUAUAGAUCAUAGUUUGGACUUGGAAACUUUUCUUAAUCAGUUGCAGUUGCGGUUGGUCAAGAACUCCGAAGAAGAGAUAAUAUUGGAACUAGUUGGUGUAGCUGCUCCUUUGAUAAAUGCGUUGAGAAGAAUUCUCUUUGCGGAAGUACCUACCAUGGCCAUAGAAUAUGUUCUUAUCAGUGACAAUACGAGUGUGAUUCACGACGAAAUAUUGGCUCAUCGUUUAGGCUUAAUUCCUAUUCAAGCAGACCCAGACGGCUUUCAAGACUAUCGUAAAGGAGAAGAACCUCGUGAAAACAACACCAUUGUAUUGAAACUCCAAGUAGAGUGCAAACAGAAUCCUCAAGCAAGACCUGGAGCAGAACCAGAAGAGUUGUAUAUCAACAGCAAUGUCUAUUCCAGAGACUUGGUUUGGGAACCUUUGGGUAAUCAGUUGGAAAAGUUUGGAAAGAAUGGAAUACGUCCUGUCUCGGAGGAUAUAUUGAUUGCAAAGUUGAGACCCAAACAACGAAUAGAAUUGGAAGCUCGAUGUAUAAAAGGAAUCGGCAAAGAACACGCAAAAUGGUCACCAGUUGCUACAGCCUAUUAUGCCAUGUUGCCACAAGUAGAGUUGUUACAAGAUAUAUUGGAUGAAGAUGCUCGUCGAUUGAUACAAAAAUGUCCAAUGAAAGUAUUUGACUUGGAAGAUAUGGCUGAUAAGAAACAUUCUUAUGUAGAACAACAACAGCCAAUCUCUCAUGUUAUUGCUAAAGUAGUUGAACCUCGUCGAUGUACAUUGUGCCGUGAGUGUAUCCGAGAAGAAGUAUAGAAGGAACUGGUGCCAUUCCAACGG